AUGCAAGACUAUCUCGAUUACAUCUAUCCGAUGGUACCGGUUAUACAUCGACCGUCUUUUCAGAACGCGCUUCGUAACGAUCAGGACCGUGAUGAUGAUGGCUUUCUGGCACUCACCGUAGCCAUCGCCGCAUUGGUCGUUGCCACUAUGGCAAGCAGGUUCCAUGAAUAUCAAUCAGAUACGCGUACAAUAAGAUUCAACUCGCGCAAAGAGUUUGUCCAUGCCUGCUACAAAAAAGCAAUGGGAUUGAGAACAUCAACAUACUUCGACCAGCUCAGUUUCCAGAAGUUUGCUGUUUCCUAUCUCUUCCAAGCGUCCUUUCUGCAACUUGGGGACCACAAUUGGUCUCGUAUGCUGAGCGUCGAAGCAAUGCAACUUGCACGUCUCUUGAAGCUUCACCAGAUCUCUGAUUACAACGGCCUCAAUUGCAUAGAGGCACAAUUACGCAAGAAGGGAUUCUGGCUUAUGUUUUACACUUUUGUCCAUGCGCAUGUGCAAAAUUUACAAGGCGAGAGACUCGCUUACCUCGAUCCAGUCUUACUUGAUUCCAUAAACCCGGAAGAUCUCAUGCCACUUGAGGUGGAUGACGAGCUGAUAUUCGAAAGAAGUGUGCUAGCAGCCGCUGGAAACGAAUCAUCUCUUGUGACAGGUUUCAUAAUUCAUUCCCGCGUGUUCUGGGCCGCGAUCAGAGAUCCCGUUCUUAAACCAACAGGAGGCCACUGCCCCUGUGUUAGAGUCAAGGACUGCAAAAUUCAGAUCAAUCACUUCAACGAAAGGCUUCAUUGCCUUCAGGAUCUGGCCACCCAUAUUCCUCCCUCCUUUCAAACGUGGACAGCCACCCAGGAGGGAGCAAAUGAUGAUGACAUGGACAAUGACAAGAAGAUUGCGCAAUCUCAGUUUGCAUCAAUACAAGCCAACCUCCACGUCACCCUCAUAUGGCUUCAAAGUCUUAUACUCGAUCAGCUAGAAGCGGCCCAGUCCCAUUACCAGCACGACCCAUCGUUAACAGAACAUCCGGCAAUCAUGGACCAAAGAUCGAUAUGGAUUGAAAGGGAAAAGCUCUGUCGUCAAUUGUUUUUCAUUCUGUUCAACUUCCCUCGGCUGAGUAUAGAGACAAACGGAUUGCACCUCGCCAACAAAGUGCGCGAUGUUGUGGCAAGCCUAAUAGGUUGUCCAUUCCACCCCGAUGAUCCCCUAUCAAAGCAGGCGAGUGAGUACGUACAACUAUCCACUGACAUCCUGUCUCGACUUGACAGCAGUGAAGGCAUCAAUACGAUGCAUCUGCAGACAUGGAUAGAUACAGAUCGCGUUCACGGGUAA
Penicillium brevicompactum is the source of this 1320-nucleotide messenger RNA. RefSeq names its product fungal specific transcription factor domain-containing protein. Gene Ontology annotation, biological process: DNA-templated transcription. NCBI's taxonomy places the organism in Eukaryota, Fungi, Ascomycota, Eurotiomycetes, Eurotiales, Aspergillaceae. The record is from RefSeq and is a predicted model, not a curated record. The transcript has 2 exons. Gene Ontology annotation, molecular function: zinc ion binding; DNA binding. The coding region runs from base 1 to 1320 and encodes 439 amino acids.